UACGUGUUAAUUACCGCAAUGUUAUCAUAACAUUUGAUUAGCUUCGCAAAUUCAAAUAAUUUGAUUCUAAAGCUGCUUAUCAAAAGAGGAGACAUAUCGUAUAUACACAAAACAUAGGAUUCAUGUUCUCAAUACUAAAAGGAUCAAUCUCCAGAGGAGAUAUACUCUAGAAAGACACGCAGAGUUGACAUACAUUGGCAAUUUGGGUGAUGGACAUGUCCUAUUAUAAACAUCUAUACCAUUUAAUGAAAACAAACGUACAACAACGCACUAUUGGAAAAUUACAUGGAGUCACUACCAAGGAGAGGAUUCGGUAGCUUUAAUGAAGCUAGUUUUACGUCAUUUGAUCGUGAUAUUGUACGCAAAAUCACAAGCGAAGGAUGGCUUCAAAUACGUAUUAUUAGGAAGCAUGGAUGAUAUAUACUCCCAAAAAUUCAACUCACUUGGGAAUCACCUACAGGAAUCAUUAACGAGCACCCUGGAGAGAGUUAAGACUACGAAUAUUGGUUUAAACAUGGAUAAAGAUGUUGCCAAGCAAAAAUCUGAUAGAGUAAUACCGUCAGAUAGACAAUUAGAUCCGAAAGACGUGAAAUAUCAUUAACCCCGUUGAAAGCAAUCAAACGUACGUCUAACUAAAGUAUAGCUUACAUAAAUGGUAUGAAUAUCUUUCUGAAUCGGUGUAAAACUAUUCAAUCGUACCCUACUCAAAAGAAAGACAGCAUUGUCAAGUCGGCAGAGACAGCUGACAGGCGUUUUAGUAAAGUAUGAGGAAGAUAUCACGCAAUAGUACACUCGAUUGGUUUUUUU
Messenger RNA from Wallemia mellicola CBS 633.66, 807 nucleotides. RefSeq lists its product as hypothetical. NCBI's taxonomy places the organism in Eukaryota, Fungi, Basidiomycota, Wallemiomycetes, Wallemiales, Wallemiaceae. The record is from RefSeq and is a predicted model, not a curated record. The transcript has a single exon. The coding region runs from base 323 to 601 and encodes 92 amino acids.